Messenger RNA from Rosa rugosa (rugosa rose), 696 nucleotides. Its product is annotated as heavy metal-associated isoprenylated plant protein 20-like. Gene Ontology annotation, molecular function: metal ion binding. Bases 86 to 523 code for a protein of 145 amino acids. NCBI's taxonomy places the organism in Eukaryota, Viridiplantae, Streptophyta, Magnoliopsida, Rosales, Rosaceae. The transcript is spliced from 3 exons. The record is from RefSeq and is a predicted model, not a curated record.
GCACAGAGGAAGACCAAGUCUCACAAAGAAACAGUCCUCAGCAACAAACUCUUUCUCCAUCUCCACAGUACUCAAAAGAGGAUCAAUGGGUGCUCUAGACACUCUAUCAGACUAUUUCACAAUGAGCUCCAAACCCAGAAAGAAACGAAAGCCAAUGCAGACAGUUGAAAUCAAGGUGAAAAUGGACUGUGAUGGCUGUGAAAGGAGAGUUAAGAGUGCAGUCUCUAACAUGAAAGGUGCAAAGCAAGUCGAAGUGAACAGAAAGCAAAGCCGGGUGACGGUGACAGGUUAUGUGGAGCCAAACAAGGUGUUAAAGAAGGUGAAGAGCACCGGAAAGAAAGCAGAGAUUUGGCCCUACGUUCCAUACAACCUCGUUGCUUAUCCUUACGUUGCCGGAGCUUAUGACAAGAAGGCACCGUCUGGUUACGUCAGAAACGUAGCUCAGGCGGUUUCUAGUCCGCCGGACGACAAGUACACCUCCAUGUUCAGCGAUGAGAAUCCUCAUGCUUGCGUCAUCAUGUAAAUCAGAAUUCUAGCUAAUUAUUAAGGAGUGAUUGAUGACUAGGACUUGUGUAAUAUUGUAUGCGGCCUAAUUUAGCUAGCUAGUUCUUGAUGCUACUACUACAUGCUACUUGUGCUUUGAGUUUGUAUUAGCUACUGAGUAAGAUGAUGGAUCUCGUUUUUGUGUUUUGGUUA